This is a messenger RNA of Acanthocheilonema viteae, 771 nucleotides long. The record is from the annotation of a GenBank genome assembly. NCBI's taxonomy places the organism in Eukaryota, Metazoa, Nematoda, Chromadorea, Rhabditida, Onchocercidae.
AUGGGCAAAUCAUAUGGAUAUCAGUUCCAGUGGCCCUUCCCAAGGAAUCCCAAUGCCUUAUAUAGAUUUGCUUCGAACGCUACUCUCAUCGCAGUCCUCUCAGCGUGCAAACUCGUCUUCUCAUUAAACUUGAAUCGAAUAUCAGUCAUUAACAAAAGUAGGCUUCUGUCUGCUCUGGAAAAUAAGUCGAGACCGUUGAUCACUGUGUCAAAUCAUCGUAGUAACAUGGACGAUCCUUUAAUCUGGUGUCUUUUCACUUGGCGUGAAUUCUUCUCUAACAUAUCAAGAUUCCGGUACACCUUGGCAGCACAUAACAUAUGUUUUACCAAAGCUUGGCAUACUUUGUUCUUUUCACUGGGUAAGUGUAUACCCAUUGUGCGCGGUGAAGGUGUUUAUCAAAGGGGAGUUGAUUUCUGUAUCGAAAAACUUGCAGAAAAUCAGUGGGUUCAUGUCUUUCCCGAAGGCAAAGUAACACCUGUUCCUAUACGGAUCAAGUGGGGUGUAGCGCGUAUGAUUAUGGAAAGUCCAAAUCCUCCAAUACUUUUACCUAUAUGGAUACACCAAAUGGCUGAGGUCUGGCCACAAUCGAAACCAUAUUAUCCAAGAAUAGGAAAGCAUGUCAUAAUAAUAAUAGGCUCUGAAGUGGAUAUGAAAGAACAUAUGUGGAGAUUCCGCGCUGGCUCUGUAUUAGAAAGGCGAAAAGUACUUGCUGAUUUUGUGCAGGAAAAAUUGUUUGACCUCAGCGUUCAGAUUGACAAAAUGAAGCUUUAG